This is a messenger RNA of Fulmarus glacialis (Northern fulmar), 1039 nucleotides long. RefSeq names its product SIL1 nucleotide exchange factor (gene SIL1). The transcript has 8 exons. Lineage: Eukaryota; Metazoa; Chordata; Aves; Procellariiformes; Procellariidae. The annotation marks the transcript as partial. The record is from RefSeq and is a predicted model, not a curated record.
GGCAAUGUCUCACUGGGCUGGUCUCCUCUCCACCGCUGCCAAAGUCAGCCUGCUGGUCUUGGUGGUUUCUGCGGUGUUUUCCCGGUCAAGCCUAAGCGACAGAGUUCCCGAGUUUGCCCUUACAAAAAUAGAAGAGAGCGACAUAAAAGAUGACAGCGGGAAAGAGCCAGUAACAGAAGAUGAUGCUGAUCCUGAAGAUCUGGAAGUGUUUUACCCCACACAUCAGUGGCAAACCAUCCGUCCAGGUCAAGCUGUUCCUGCAGGGUCACACGUACGAUUAAAUCUGCAGACGGGAGACAGAGAAGCCAAGCUCCCAGAUAGCGAAAAUGGAAAAAGUGACGCGAGAGAAGAGAGACGAAGAAAAAGGCUGGGCAAGGUGGAUGUUGACUCAAAUUCUUUCACAUCCCAGGAGCUCAAAAAGGCGUUGGCUAAAAUGAAGGAAAGUGAGAAGGCAGAAAGAAAGGCCCACGAGGAAGAGGUGAGGAAGAAGUUCCGGCCCAUAGAGCAGCUGAAGGAGGAGUUUGAAAAGCUGAACGUGAAGAUGGAAACAGAUUAUGAAAUUAUGGUUAAAUUAAUUGGCAAAUUCAACAGCUCUGAUUCCACGCUGGAUGAAAAAGUAGCGGCGCUUUAUGAUCUUGAAUAUUAUGUUCACCAGGUGGACAACGCCAAGGACUUCCUCUCCAUGGGUGGACUCCAGCUUGUGAUCGACGGGCUGAACAGCACCGAGGCCGUGCUGAAGGAGCACGCUGCCUUCGUCCUGGGAGCCGCGCUGUCCAGCAACCCCAAAGUCCAGAUAGAAGCAAUCGAGGGGGGCGCGCUGCAGAAGCUCCUGGUUAUUCUGGCUACAGAACAACCCCUGCCUGUCAAGAAGAAGGCUCUCUUUGCACUGUCCUCCAUGCUGAGACACUUCCCCUACGCCCAGCAGCAGUUCCUCAAGCUGGGCGGACUCCAGGUCCUCAGGAGCCUCUUCAGGCAGAAGGGGAUGGAGACCCUCCACGUCCGUGUGGUGACGCUCCUCUACGACCUCAUCGUGGAGAAG